AUGGAGAUAAAAGCAGUUGUCAGAAGAUAUGAAACAAGAAAUAAGACAACAGGAACAGAACUGUCAUCCAAAUCCCGAGUUGAUUGGAGACGCACUAGGAGGGAGCUCAUACUACUUGACAGCGAUGAUGAAUCCUCACGUACCUCUGAGGAGGAAGAGGCUACCACAUCAGAAGAUGAAGUAGAUGAAAAAGAUGAAGCUGUUCUGAAGAACAGCUUUUCGGAUCAGGAAAAGAAAAGCCAUGACGGGGAAGUAACAGAAGAUGGUGAGGAUGAGUGCGUCAUGCCUGGAAAGCGUAAAAGAUUGAACACCUCUGUCUUGUAUGACAGUGAUGAAAGUGAGGACAGUGAUAUACUUGUUAGAAAAGUUUUUGCUAAACGCCGCUGUAUAAUGGAUGAAGAUGAGAGUUCUGAAGAACAGCAACCUGAUAAAAUCUGCUCUACAGAAAAUGUUUCUACUAAUAGGAAACAGAAAGUGUUUGCAAAAUUGAAAGAACUUGCAACACAAAGAGCAACUCGGAGAUCCUGCAGCGGUGAAAAUUGUGAGGAUUCUGGUGAUGAAGCAGAAGUGGAAUCACUCUGUCACUUGUCCCUCACACCAACAGAAGGUAGUGAAACUGACAGUGACAGCAUGAAAGAUUUUAAACUAGAGGAAGAGGAAGAUGAUGAUGAUGAUGAUGACAACACAGAGCACAUAAAGAGUGAAAAACAGCCACAACAGAAGGAACUAAAUACAUCAAAUAGCGAGUUGCUGGCAUACUACAUCCCACGCUUAUCUCGCUGUGAUCAUUCUGUACAUUUUAAAAGAAUAGUAAAGGCUUUCCUCAUAAAUGCAAUUGAUGACACUUUUCUGAGCUCAUUAUAUGAUGGAACAAGACAAAAGCAGUAUGCGCAAGAUAUGUUGCUCUCACUCCAUUAUUUGGAUGACCGCUUCAUUCAGCCUCGUCUUGAGAACUUAAUCUCUAGAAGUCGCUGGAAAGAUCGAUACAAGGAGCGUGUGGAUUGUUACCCAGAUGUUCGCAUCAUCUUGAAAAAUCCAAAAAAUAUGUCUUGUCAGGCCUGUGAAUUGAAUCGCUAUUGCAAGUUUAAUGUGCUGCUCUCUGGAAAGCUUUAUAAUAGUAGAACUUUGGAAGCAGAUGACUUCAUGUCAGAUGACAAGCAGGUAACAUUUAAGAGAAGAUUGGAAAUCCUAAAGCGGAUGCGUAUCUUAAAGAAAGGAAAACCAGUG
Molecule: messenger RNA, 1227 nt
Organism: Balearica regulorum gibbericeps (East African grey crowned-crane)
Lineage: Eukaryota; Metazoa; Chordata; Aves; Gruiformes; Gruidae
Source: RefSeq, a predicted model, not a curated record